This is a messenger RNA of Bombyx mori (domestic silkworm), 625 nucleotides long. It is a transcript of the gene Obp99a, whose product is annotated as general odorant-binding protein 99a. Gene Ontology annotation, molecular function: odorant binding. The coding region runs from base 133 to 591 and encodes 152 amino acids. The record is from RefSeq and is a predicted model, not a curated record. The transcript has 5 exons. NCBI's taxonomy places the organism in Eukaryota, Metazoa, Arthropoda, Insecta, Lepidoptera, Bombycidae.
UCAUUGAUUCAAAAUACCGAGCAUUGUCACACAGGAUAUUGACAAUGUCUUCGCGUUUUCGUUUAGUAUAAAACGGCGGAGUGUCCAAAAUCAAACAUCAGUUCCCAACAAGACAGCUGAAGUACAAGCAAAAUGACUUCGUUUAUGGUUUUUUUUGUUCUGUCCGUUUUGACCUUGAAGUACUCUGACGCACUGACAGACGAACAAAAAAAUAAGAUACAAUCGAAAUUCAUAGAAAUUGGAGCAGAAUGUAUUGUGGAACAUCCUAUCUCUAUAGACGAUAUAAAUUCUUUCAAAAACAAGAAAUUCCCAAGUGGUGUAAACGCGGGCUGUUUUGUUGCUUGCAUAUUCAAUAAGAUUGGACUCUUCGAUGACAAAGGAAAUCUGUCACACAACUCUGCCUUAGAAAAAGCCAAGGGAAUAUUCAAUGCGGAUGAGGAAGUAAAGAAUCUCGAAGAAUUCCUUAAUAGAUGUGCUAAAGUCAAUGGAGAAGCCGUCGGUGACGGUGUAAAAGGUUGUGAACGCGCAAAGCUCGCUUACAAUUGUCUCAUUGAAAACUCUUUAGAGUUUGGUUUCAACAUCGAUUUUUGAAGACGAUCGAAAAGGUAAUGUUGUGUACUAAGCA